Messenger RNA from Aureobasidium musti, 924 nucleotides. NCBI's taxonomy places the organism in Eukaryota, Fungi, Ascomycota, Dothideomycetes, Dothideales, Saccotheciaceae. The record is from the annotation of a GenBank genome assembly.
AUGGCUGGAUCGACUGAACACAAAGCGUCAUCUGAUGUCUACGGCCUCACACGAGACGCAGUCGAGUCGUCAAGAUUGGACGCGCAACACAAUAUAUGGAAAACGAACAUCGGAUACCUGUUGCACCCUCGCAUUCAGUCGCAUCUCGCAGAGCAUCCAUGCAUCGGCGAUAUAGGGACCGGGACAGGCGUCUGGCUCAUCGAUCUGGCCGCCGAGAUGGCGGUCAAUGGCAGAGCAGCGUNNAAUAGAUACGAAGGUCUGGAUAUCAGUUCGGCGCAGUUCCCGCAGAGUCCGCCUGGUGGGGUAGUCUUUUCGACAUUCAAUCUACUUGAGCCGGCGCCAAAGCAUAUGCAGGCAACCUUCGACGUCAUCCAUCUGCGCCUUCUGGUCCUCGGUCUUCCUCAAAACACUUGGAAAUUAGCAUGCGAAAACAUACUCGGCCUACUAAAACCUGGUGGAUGGGUGCAAUGGGAAGAGGCUGACCUUGCGUGCGAACCCCAUGAAUCGAUCGCCGUCACAAGACACGUGCUGACUGAAACUCAUAGUUGCCUGAAAGUGGUCCAGAACAUGCCUGGUGUCAGCAUUAACGCAGCGCAGCGGAUACAGAAGCGGAUCUAUCGAGAAGGUUUGAAGCACGGACAAGCCUUCGAGGACGUACAGAACCUUGCUUCGACCAUGUCUAGCGUUGGUUUCGAGGACGUCUCUGGAGAUGUCUUCAGCUCUGAUCGUGUGGCCAGCACCAGAGACGGGUUCAACAACACUAUCCUCGGUGCGCUCGCUGGUAUGAUGAAGAUGUUUUCCAAAGCAGAUGGUGAAGCAGGCUUUUGGCAUUCCGAAGCAGCUGCUCAGCUGCACGGUGAUGCGACUUCGGAAUUAGCAAACGGGAAAGCAUACUACCGAGCGGAGAUAAACGUUGUCUAUGCA